Messenger RNA from Drosophila hydei, 470 nucleotides. RefSeq lists its product as uncharacterized. The transcript is spliced from 2 exons. Gene Ontology annotation, biological process: septate junction assembly. The coding region runs from base 179 to 457 and encodes 92 amino acids. The record is from RefSeq and is a predicted model, not a curated record. Lineage: Eukaryota; Metazoa; Arthropoda; Insecta; Diptera; Drosophilidae.
AGCUGAUUCUGUUUCCACCUAUGUUCCGUGUCAGUCUGUCUGUCCAGUUGUGCAGUUGUUCACUCUUCGUGCUGCCUCCCGUCUGAUCCAAAGUUUCAAGCGCUAAUCGCAGAUCUUCACGGCGAGCAUUAUAAUUCUGAUCGAGAGCGUGACGGAUCAGAGCUAUAGCAGCCAGGCGAUGCUCGUCUGUGGAACACUGACCGGCUAUCUGAUCAUAUGCAGUGCAUUGAGCAUAGGCCACUUGCUGGGCGCCAAGCUGGACAAGCGCAUCGAUAUACUCUUCACGGUGGCCGGCUGCGUGCUCUUCGUCUCGACGGGCGCCACCAUAUUCGAUCGCUGGAUGUACCGCUACGAGAUCGCCAGAGAUAAGAACACCAUCUUGGCCGCUGGAGUGCUGGCCUUUGCCACGGCCGCCAUUUUUAUCGCUGACACAUUUGUCAUAUUCCAUGACCAAUAAAUGUUCGACAUAU